Molecule: messenger RNA, 1428 nt
Organism: Aureobasidium musti
Lineage: Eukaryota; Fungi; Ascomycota; Dothideomycetes; Dothideales; Saccotheciaceae
Source: the annotation of a GenBank genome assembly
AUGGAGGCCGCAACCAAAGGCUACUUCCGCCUUGCGGGACAAGAGUUCCCCAAGGUCAACUGGCUCACUGACCCUGGUUUGAGAAGGACUUACAUCUGCUUGAUGUUCGUCGUGAUCACCAGUGCCACCAACGGUUACGAUGGCUCCAUGAUGAACGGUCUGCAGGCGCUCACGAUCUGGCAAGAUGUCGUCCUCCAGUCUGCUGCCAUGAAGUUUGGCAUGUUCGUCGGUGCUCGUUUCCUCAUCGGAUUUGGUGUUGCUAUCGCUCACGGUGCAUCGCCUCUGCUUCUUACAGAGCUCACUCACCCUCAACACCGUGCUUUGUUCACAUCGAUCUACAACACCACUUGGUACCUUGGUUCGAUCGUCGCUGCAUGGCUUACCUUCGGAACCUUCCACAUCCACAACCACUGGGCCUGGAGAAUUCCCUCGAUUGUGCAAGCCUUCCCCUCGGUUCUGCAGCUCAUCUUCAUCUGGUUCGUUCCUGAGUCUCCCAGAUUCCUGAUCUCUAAGGGCAAGGUCGAGCAAGCACACAAAGUUUUGGCUGAUGUCCACGCCAAUGGAAACCUCGAUGACGAGGUCGUCAUGCUCGAGAUGGCCGAAAUCAGAGACACCAUCAAGAUGGAGCAGGAGUUCGAGGGCAAUGGUUGGGCUGAGCUGUUCAAGACCCCCGGUAACCGCCACCGUCUGAUCAUUCUCUGCUCGGUCGGUUUCUUCUCUCAGUGGUCAGGCAACGGACUUGUCUCUUACUACCUCACUCUUGUCCUUGACCAGAUCGGUAUCACCGACACCAACACCCAGCUUGUCAUCAACGGUGUCUUGCAGAUCGUCAACUGUAUCGUUGCUGUCGGCCAGUGUUUCUUCGUCGACAAGAUUGGUCGUCGCACUCUCUUCUUGAUCUCAACUUCUGGUAUGAUGGUGGCCUUCUGUGUCCAGACUAUCUGCUCCGCCCGCUUCAAGAUCGAGGAAAGUCAAGCCUCCGCCAACUCCGUCGUCGCUUUCAUCUUCAUCUACUACGUCUUCUACAACAUCGCCUUCUCGGGUCUUCUGGUUGGAUACUCUGUUGAAAUUCUGCCCUACAAGAUCCGUGCCAAGGGUAUGACUCUCAUGUUCUUGUGCGUCGACCUUGCUCUCUUCUUCAACCAGUACGUCAACCCCGUCGCUCUCAAGGCCAUCGAAUGGAAGUACUACAUUGUGUACUGUGUCUGGCUUGGAUUCGAGCUCUUCAUCGUCUGGAAGUUCUACAUCGAGACCCGCAACACUCNNCCCCUCGAGGAGAUUGCCAAGUACUUCGACGGCGAGAACGCUGUUAUCGGUGGUGCUGUCGCUACCGAGAAGGGCAAGGUCCUGGCAGCCGAGAUGGGUGGUCUUGGUACCGUCAACAUGACCGAGAAGGAUGGCAUGGCUGUCGAGCACAGAGAGGUUUAG